Molecule: messenger RNA, 1125 nt
Organism: Didymosphaeria variabile
Lineage: Eukaryota; Fungi; Ascomycota; Dothideomycetes; Pleosporales; Didymosphaeriaceae
Exons: 2
Coding region: 1-1125 (374 amino acids)
Source: RefSeq, a predicted model, not a curated record
AUGCAUGGAUUCGCCGGUGGCAAUACGAACACUCCGUUCGCGAAUGGUCAAUACCUUGCUAAUGCUGAAGACAUUAUCGUGGUUUCAGCAAAUUACCGUCUGAACGUCUUUGGGUUCCCAGGUGCUCCUGAUGCCGAUACCAACCUCGGCUUGCGUGACCAGCGUCUUGCUGUAGAAUGGCUCCAGAAGAACAUCAAAAAUUUCGGAGGUGACCCGAAGAAGAUUGUCAUCGGUGGACAAUCAUCCGGAGGGGCUGCCGUAGACUGGUGGUCUUAUGCCUACAAGCAGAAUCCGAUUGUCCAUGGCCUGGUAUCGACUUCUGGAAACGCGUUCAGCUUCCCCAUGAAUACGCCCGAUAAGCAAGUAUCGAACUGGUACACUCUCUCCGCUUCCCUCGGAUGCGGAAACUCAUCUUCAUCCGAUACCCUCAGCUGCAUGCGCAAGCUGCCCUUCGAGACAAUCUCUGCAGCCACCUCUAAGAUCGCUCCUUCCCCAGGUGGCAGUCCCGUCCGCUCAACCCCUCCUUUCUACCCCAUGGUCGACAACCAGACUAUCUUUUCCGACUACGUUUCCUUGUCUACAUCAGGAAGCUUCGCAAAUCUCCCCUACUUUCACGGGCACAAUGACCACGAGCAAGGUUACUACGUCAUCCCAGCAUAUGCCCAAGGUCGCAACGUCACCGAGGAACAGGCAGCGCAGUUUCUGCUAGAGUCCUUCGUAUGCCCAACCUCCUACGAAGCACGCAAUCGCAUCAAAGCCAAGGUCCCAACGUGGGUCUACCGCUACUUCGGCGACUGGCCCAACACGCGCCUCUAUCCCACGGCCGGAGCCUACCACGGCACGGAACUGCACAUGAUUCUGGGUGGCUCCGAGGACGCGAGCGGUCUUCCGCAGACGGCAGCGCAGAAGAAGACGGUGAAGCUCUUCCAGCGGGCGCUAGCGGCUUUUGUGGAGGAUCCUAAAAAGGGGCUGGAGAGACUUGGGUGGCCGAAGUUCGAUCCUGAGAGGAAGAGUUGGGUGGAGAUUGCGGUGGGGAAUAAGCCGAAGGCGACGUUUGCGAGGCCGGGGAAGUAUGAUGGGGGGUGUUGGAAUGUGACGCUGGGGGCGCUAUCGACGUUGUCUUAA